Molecule: messenger RNA, 2460 nt
Organism: Melozone crissalis (California towhee)
Lineage: Eukaryota; Metazoa; Chordata; Aves; Passeriformes; Passerellidae
Gene: WDR89
Product: WD repeat domain 89
Exons: 2
Coding region: 170-1339 (389 amino acids)
Molecular function (GO): protein binding
Source: RefSeq, a predicted model, not a curated record
UAAGAACUUUGUUCUCAGAACUAAGUUAUGUUAAUACCUUUUAUUUCCUCAUGUUUUCAGUGGGUUUCCUGUUUGAGAGAAUAAUCAGAUUCAGUGAAGUGUGUGUGCAGAGCAGCCCCUGAAGAUAAUUGUCCCUGUCAGCAGAAUAAUUAAACAGGUUGCUGGGGGGAUGUCGGCAGUGGAGCAGGUGGAGCAGCAGCUGGCGGGGCUGCGCAUCGCCCGGCGCUGUGUGCCCAGCGAGGAACCCGCCUACCUGCUGGACAUCCACACCUCCGGAGCUGCCCAGCCCGGGGCCAGCCCCCUGGUGGCCGUGUCCUGCUCCAAUGAGUCCCUCAGGGUGUACGACGGGGACACGCUGCGCCUCCUGCGCGAGUACGGCGCCCGCGGCGGGGCCCUGGCCGGGGUCAGGUUUGCGCACACCUCUGCCAGCCUGCUGUUCUCAGCCUGCAGCCAGGGCACGGUGAAGUGCUGGGACGUUCGCUCAGCCAUGCAGAAACCAGUGCAGGUGUUCAGUGGUUAUCCCUCCAACGUCUUCAUCAGCUUUGACAUCAGCUGCAGCGACCUCAUCGUGUGUGCCGGAACGGAGAAGGUUGAAAAGGACACGUUUCUGGUGUUUUGGGAUGCAAGAGGCAUUACAGACUGUGCCAGUGCCACCAAAGAGCCCUUGGGAGUCUAUUCUGAAAGUCACAACGAUGACAUCACCAAAAUCUGUUUUCAUCCUGUGGAACCCAAUUUGGUUGUGUCUGGCUCGACCGAUGGCUUGGUGAAUGUGUUUGACAUCAACAAGGACAAUGAAGAUGAUGCUUUGAUAUCCACUUGCAAUUCAGAUUCCUCAGUGAGUUCUCUUGGCUGGGCUGGGGAGGAUUACAAGCAGGUCUAUUGCAUGACGCACGAUGAGGGGUUCUGCUGGUGGGACACGGCUCGGCUGGACACCGAGGAGCCCAUAACCCUGCUGCACGUCCUGGAUGCCAGAGAGGCAGUGAGCGCUGAAAACCACAGCCUGCAGUACCUGGUGGGAGGCUUCUACCACGAGAAGGCAGGGAAACUCUUCCUGCUCGGGGGAGCCGCCACAGGAGACGUGCACCUGCUCAGCUGCAGCACUGAGGGCCUGAGCCUGGUGGGGACCCUGCGUGGGGGACACGCGGCCACCGUGCGCUCCUGCUGCUGGAGCCCCACGGAGGAGUCUCUGCUGACGGGGGGAGAGGAUGCUCAGCUGUUGCUAUGGAAACCCGGGGCUGUGGAAAGGUCCCUCGCAAAGAAAGCAUCUCUGAAGAUCUCUUCUUCCGUGCAGAAGAGAGUGAGAGUUCACAACACCUCCCUCAAAAGCAGGAAAAAGUGAAUUGCCUGAAGUGAGAAUCUCUGCUGUGUAGAGCCUUCCUGGUGUUUAAUCUCUCCAGGCAAUACUUGGCCGUGUUUUAUUUGGAGGUUUUCUGUGGAAAAAAACUGUGGUGCUUAAAUUCCCCCUGGGAAUGUAUUUCAGUCAUCAGAAGAAUGCCUUUUAUUUUUUUUUAAGUUCCUAAUAUUAAUCAGACAAGAGUAAAUGUUUGCUCCUGAGUUCUUGAGCAACAGAUGCUAAAUCAUAUUAUAUAAAACUGUUUCUGUGGUUAUUUAAUGUUUCAGACAAUGUUUUAAAUGUGUAAUACAGGCCUAUGGCUUGCAAAGUUUGUUAUCUUCCCAGUGAUAUUCCCCUGGCACAUUUUAACAGCUUUUGUAUUCCAUGCUGUAUCCUGCUUUCUUCACAGAAAACUUAAUGAAAUUGCUCAAUUUAGUAAAAGAUUUUAUGUCACAUCUUAAUGCCUGAAGGAAUUACUUCUUGAUGAAACAGAAAAUAAGUAGUUUUGCACUGUCACAUCACUGGUUUAGAACAAGCUCAUAAAGAAGCAGCUGAUAGAGCCAUCUUUUUCAUAGCAGAUAUGAAUGUAUUCAACCAAACAGCAGCUAAUUUGUAUGAGUAUGAGAACUGUUCAACUGGCAUUAUUUCCUGCAUGAAAAUACCCAAGAAUUUUUGCAAGCAGCUUCAUUCUCUCCUCCUAAGUGCACCUGGAAGAGUGGGGAGAUCUUUGGUGGGUUGGAGAAAUUGAUGGAUGUAAUUACAUCAGUGGUGCUUAAAAUCCCAAACACUGGUUUGAAAGAAACUGGUGUCACGUGCUGAGUGGGGAUGCUGAAACCCAAAAAUGAACACUGCCUUCAGAGUUAUGAAGGAACAGACUGAUGUGAGGAGACUUCACCAAAACCUUUCAGAGGUUGGCUGGGUCCUUUAAGAAAAGUUUCUCUCUGCAGAGAGGUUUGUGCUUGGACAUCUCCCCAGGAGAGCUUUGUUUUAUUAUUCCACCAAAUACCCACUGAGUGGUGACAAAACCAGCCCUGUGCUUGUAAAAUGGGUGAGACUUCAUGUUUAUUCUGCUUUGCUGGCAGACUCCAACCUGUGCUCCUGGCUCUGCAUCACCUCCAGCCCUCCCA